AUGACGUAUGUUGUGUUUUUAUUGAGUAUAAUUUUUUUAAUAGGGUUUAUUGGGUUUUCUUCAAAGCCUUCUCCUAUUUACGGGGGCUUAGGCUUAAUUAUUAGUGGAGGGGUUGGGUGUGGAAUGGUAUUAAGUUUUGGUGGUGUUUUUGUUGGGUUGAUGGUGUUUUUGAUUUAUUUAGGUGGAAUGUUGGUUGUAUUUGGAUAUACAACGGCAAUGGCUAUGGAGGAGUAUCCAGAAGCUUGGGGGUCAAGCGUUUCUAUAUGAGGGGUGUUGUUGUUAGGUUUAUUGUUAGAAUUGUUUGUAGUAGUGUGGAUAGUAUAUCGUGAUAGUGUUGGAUUUAAGAGUUUAGAAGAUUGGGUUGCUUUUGGGGGCGACAUGUUUAGUUUACUUCGUGAAGAUUCUGUGGGGGUGGCGUCUUUAUAUGGUAGUGGUAGUUGACUGAUAGGGGUUGCUGGUUGGACUUUGUUUGUUACUAUUUUUAUUGUGCUUGAAAUUACUCGGGGUUUUAGA
This is a messenger RNA of Carlito syrichta (Philippine tarsier), 513 nucleotides long. NCBI's taxonomy places the organism in Eukaryota, Metazoa, Chordata, Mammalia, Primates, Tarsiidae. The record is from the annotation of a RefSeq genome assembly.